Messenger RNA from Toxotes jaculatrix (banded archerfish), 1284 nucleotides. RefSeq lists its product as uncharacterized. NCBI's taxonomy places the organism in Eukaryota, Metazoa, Chordata, Actinopteri, Toxotidae. The transcript is spliced from 12 exons. The record is from RefSeq and is a predicted model, not a curated record. Gene Ontology annotation, molecular function: zinc ion binding. Bases 132 to 1208 code for a protein of 358 amino acids.
ACGCCGCUGUUUGUCAAAUUAGAAUCGAAACCUUUACCAUCGAUGACUAAAGGCGAAGGCGAAACAAGCUGACGGGUUUAUCGAUUUAUUAUUUCCUACUGUUUGUUUAAUCUGCCUUUUUAGUUAAUAUUAUGAUGUAUUUUCUCCAGAGCACGGAUGAUGAAGUUGAGGUGCGUUCGCAGGGGACUCCAGCCAGUUGGAAACAUUACCAGUGGCAACUGUUGGCUGGACAGCAGUGGCUGCCAAUUGAAAAUGACCAUGUGAUCGAGGCCCACUACUGCCAUCCUGGAGCUAAAGAAAUCGCCAUCAACACUUCCUUUGGACGGGUGUUCAUUGACUUCGAUACGCUGCAGACUAAGGGCACAAAUCUAAAGGUUCACAGACUAAGUUUGGUACCCCAGGGCCAAAUCGAGGACGUGGCCUGGUACUUCAGAGAUGACCAGCUGUGGCGUGAAUAUGGAUCCCAGGGCUCCAGCAUGAUGGCGUCAUCAGUCAGCAGUAGAGAUGUUGAGCAUCAGUUCACUAUCAACCCUCAGGGAACCUUCACCUUCAUGGUGGGCUCCAGAGCUUACAGACUCGACUUCUCCACCAUGACCCAAACAAACUCCACCACAGGCUGGUGCAGGAAGGUACGCAGGCGACCAAAAUUUACUUUCAACACUUGGAGCCUUUACUCAGCCUCAGUCCUGCCCUCAGCUUCCUCCUCCCAGCUCGCUGAUGGAAGCUACAGGUGGGAAUUCAUGGGAGGCGAGGGGGGAUGGACAGAAUAUCAAGCACAUAUAUGUCCGUUUGACAGCGCUGCCAUUGAGAGACAAUACCAGCUGAACCCACAGGGCCAGCUACACUUCAACAUCAGGAAAUACUCGUACACGUUGGAUUUUUCAAGAAUGUGUCAGGUCAAUAACAAUGUCGGGACUACAAGACAAGUGAGGAGGACCUUUAACUACGGGAGCCAACAAAGCAGCAGCUCUGGUACGAUGCCAGUGUGGCAGUUUCAAGAUGUGGGUGGAAAAUGGAAAGAUUACUCAAAACAGUGCGGUCAGUGCAGUGUUUCCAGUCAGGACAUUGAGCUCCAGUACCAACAGAACCCAUCAGGAACUAUGCUAUUUACUGCCAGUAACUUUAGCUAUGAGCUGAACUUCUCAGCCAUGACCCAGAGAAACCUGUCCACAAACACCACCAGAUCAGUGCAACGACUUAACCAGUGACAGUUGUAGAGAUAAGGAGUAAACUUUAUGUUGAUUUUACCAGUUUACGUCACUGCCUGCCUCAGGUCGUCUCUCA